Molecule: messenger RNA, 2784 nt
Organism: Anguilla anguilla (European eel)
Lineage: Eukaryota; Metazoa; Chordata; Actinopteri; Anguilliformes; Anguillidae
Gene: stat2
Product: signal transducer and activator of transcription 2
Exons: 24
Coding region: 214-2625 (803 amino acids)
Biological process (GO): defense response; response to peptide hormone; type I interferon-mediated signaling pathway
Molecular function (GO): DNA-binding transcription factor activity, RNA polymerase II-specific; RNA polymerase II cis-regulatory region sequence-specific DNA binding; protein binding
Source: RefSeq, a predicted model, not a curated record
CGUUGACAGUGGGAGUGAGAGGAAUGUCUUGCUGACAGGAGAAACGAAAUUGUAUCAGUGUAUACAUUUGAGUUGCAGCGAAAACCUACGUGAGCAUUGUAACUUUAAUCAGAGCAAGCCGUUUGACGACGUUCCUGCCGUGAAUUCUAAUAUAGAAGUCAUAUCGCAGACUGCUGUUUUAGGAAGUAAACAAAAGAAAAGUGUUAAUUCGGGAUGGCGCAGUGGGAGAGGCUACGGCAACUGGACUCCCUGCACCAGCAGCAGUUGGAUGAGCUCUACAGACGAGAUGAGUUACCCAUGGAUGUGCGGUACUAUCUGGCUUCCUGGAUAGAGAGCCAAGACUGGUCUCGGGCCACACAGGACCACUCCGCGGCCAGCAUCCUGUUCCAGGCCCUGCUGGAGAACCUGGACAACCAGCACAGCCGCUUCGUACAGGAGGCAGACUUCCUGAUGCAGAGCAAGAUCCGCCGAUUUAAGCAGAACUUCCAGGUGUACCAGGAGCAGCCAUGGAUCCUGGCAAAUAUUAUCCAGUGGUUCCUGAACAAAGAACGGGAGAUUCUGCAGUCUGCUCAACUGGCAGAACAGGUUCAGAUGCUGCAGGUCCAGCCAAGCCCCGUGGAGACCGACAGCCACAGGAACACCGAGCGCAAGAUGGCCGACCUCAGGAAGCAAGUGCAGGUCAUGGAGCACAGUGUAAGAUCCCUGGAGGAACAGCAAGAUGAGUUUGAUUUCAAGUACAAAACUCAGUCGAUGGAAGGGAACAUCACCGAAGCAGAGAAGAGCGAGCAGAUGAAGAUUCUGCAGUAUCUGCUCAACAGGCUGGACGCUUCCCGGAAGGCCCUUCUCUCAGGGAUGAGUGUGCUGUUGGACGCAGCUGAUGAACUCUUCGCUCUGCUGGGGGAGGAGCUGACUGAGUGGCAGCGGCGACAGCAGACGUCCUGCAUCGGAGCUCCGGUGGAGACCUGCCUCAACCAGCUGGAGAUCUGGUUCACGGCGGUGGCUGACUGCCUGUUCCAGCUGCGCAAGUUCCUGCGGAAGGUGGACGAGCUGCUGGGGAAGGUCACGUACGAGCGCGACCCCUUCAAGACCCAGAAGCCCGAUCUGGAGAAGCGGGCGGAGCUGCUCCUCACCGCCCUGCUGAGGAGCGCCUUCGUGGUGGAGAACCAGCCCUCCAUGCCGCAGGGGAAGGGACCCCUGGUGCUCCGGACCAACGUGCAGUUCUCCGUCAGAAGCAGGCUGCUUGUGAAAGUACCUGAGCUGAACCAUGCCAUGAAAGUGACGGUGUCGAUUGACAGAGACGCGGUGCAGGUGAAAGGGUACCGACGGUUCAACGUGCUGGGGAACAGCUGCAAGGCCCUGAACAUGGCGGAGAGCACGAGCGGCGGCAUGGUGGCCGACUUCCGCCAUCUGACCCUGAGAGAGCAGAAGUCUGGAGGAGGCAAGGGAGUGAAUGAUCUCUCCUUGAGCGUGACCGAGGAGCUGCACGUGAUCCACUUCGAGACCGUAUUCGAGCUGCAUGGACUGUCAGUCGCGCUGGAGGCCUCCUCGCUGCCCGUGGUCAUCAUCUCCAACUCCAGCCAGCAGCAGACCGCCUGGGCCUCCGUGCUGUGGUUCAACAUGCUGUGCUCCGACCCCAAGAAUGUGAAGUUCUUCGCCAGCUCCCCGGCAGCCUCCUGGCCCCAGCUCGCGGAGGUCCUCAGCUGGCAGUUCCUCUCCUCCACCCAGAGGGGGCUGGACGACAGCCAGCUGCACAUGAUCGCUCAGAAACUCUUCGGCAAGAAGCAAAGCUACUGCAACUGCAAAAUGCCCUGGGGCAGGUUUUCUAAGGAAAUGCUUCCCGGCGUGAACUUCACCUUCUGGACCUGGUUUGACGGCAUCCUCGUCAUGGUGAAGAGCUACCUGGAGAACCUGUGGAGGGACGGAUGCAUUAUGGGAUUUGUGAGCAAAAGCCGGGAGAAGAUCUUGCUGACGAAGAAGCAGAACGGGACCUUCCUGCUCCGGUUCAGCGAGAGCAUCAAAGAUGGCGGCAUCACCUUUUCCUGGGUGGAGUAUUUUAUAGACGGAACGCCCAACGUGCGCUCGGUGCAGCCCUUCACCAAAGUGGACCUCGCCCAGAUCCCUUUCUCCGAGAUAAUCCGCAACUUCCAGAUACUGGAAGCGGAAAACGUUCCGGAGAACCCCCUCAAGUUCCUGUACCCCAACACCCCCAAAGACGAGGCCUUCGGGAAGUACUACUCGGAGAAGAGUGGAGCGGACAGCCCUUACAUAAAAUACAUCAAGACCAAGCUCGUGUUCAUCUCCAAAGAGAACACGUUGGAAGCUAAAUCGCCCAUGAAUCCGUUAGCUGAUCCAGAAGCCGCGGUGCCGAUGAACGGUCUGUGCGCGCCGCACGACGAAGAGGCAGCCGCCUCAGAAGACCUGCUGCGGUCCUCUGAAUCCAUGAUGAGCGAGCUGGAGGACCUGUCCCCCAAUAUCAGCCUGCAGGACUUCCUGUUCAACGACCCCAUGAUGAUCUCGGGCGACUUCCCUCCCUCGGACGAGCUGGACUCCGCCUCCGCCUCCAUCGCGGCUCUCCCCGACCUCGCCGAACUCAGCUGCUACGCCCUUCCCUGCAGCCCGUACUGAAGGAGCUCCGCCUCCCACUCCCUCACUGCACACGCCCCAACACAAACCCCCCCCCCCAAAUCCCCAAAGCCCAGACUCUAGGGUCUCUCAGUGCACUGGGAGCUCAGCACGGGCAGCGGUCUACAUGCACUAAACCCCUCCUAACCCCCCCCCCCCCCC